UGUGCGAGGUUUCGGCGAGCGCCUGUUUUCUGGCUAGUGUUUUUGGUCGUGAGUUCCCUCGUGUUCCACGGAUGAAGGCCACUCAAGUCGAAGAGCCAAGACCACCUCAAUCCCACUUCCUGUCCAUGAGGAGCUACGCCAUCCAUCCAUCCACCCGCACUCUUUAAGCAAUGAACGCCAGUGGGUUUACCGGCCCAAACUGGUUGCACUCGUCUUGGUUACUUCUUGUUAGGUCGGAGGGACAAACUCAAGGGAAACCAGUGUAAAGGAAAUACACAGCGACGAAACACCGAUAACACAGGCAGGGGGCUUUUCUGUUUUGAAUCCCUCGUGCCCACCUUUAACUUGAAUCACAAUUGAGGAAUCCCUUCGAUUACUGCAAAGAGUUCUCUUGUUGCUUGGAGGUGCCUGUUGGUUGGUGCUUGUAAAGUUGAUCUGAGUGGAUUGAGAAGACAUUGAUUGGGGUUCGAUCAACUAUAUUCAAAUCAAGAACUUCAUUGAUCCAAGUCAAAACUCAACCAAAAGUCAAGAUGAGUGGCAUGUUCGCAUUGAAGGCCAAGCACAAGGAGAGGGAAGGUCGACUCAAAGACCUAAAAGACACGUUCCACAAAUACGAUGCCGAUGGCGAUGGCCAGCUCACCCCGGAUGAUUUCAAGUCAAUAAUGAAGGACUCUGGCCAUGAAAUGAGCAGAGAGGAGCUGGAGAUAAUGUUUGCGGAGAAAGAUCGUGAUCACGACGGCUUCCUGAGCUUCGAGGAGUUUGUCGGGUUAGAGACCAAAAUCGAGAAAGCUUUCAAGGCCAUGGACCGCGAUGGGGACGGAUUCAUAACCAAGUCUGAGUUCAAGAAGAUCUGUCGCAACCUCACAACGGAACAAGUGGAGGCAGCCUUUGCCAAAUUUGACAAGGCUGGCAAUGGAAAGCUGAACUAUCUCGAGUUUUGUGGCAUGAUGAACGCCCGUAAACACUCCGCCUCAUCUUCACCCAAUGGCAGCGCGACCCCGGAAAUGGCUCAUAAAUAGUAUUUCGUUCCGCAAAAGAGCCAUUCCUUCAUUGUUCUACAUCUCUCAUACUUUCCUGUUCUUUUGAUCCAACACUUUGAUUUUUAGGAGGAUAAAUUAUGCAUUCUUGAUUCCAAUCAAAAUAACAAAACGCAUAUCAAAUGGUCCCGAUGAAAUGCUAAACCAAUUUGUGGGUUGUGAAUGGAAUAUGUUAGCUAUCCAGCCGACGUUGCUCAACAUUGUAAUGGCAAGAAAAUGGAACAAAUAAACUUUAUGGUUUGGA
Messenger RNA from Tigriopus californicus, 1281 nucleotides. Its product is annotated as calmodulin-like protein 3. The transcript is spliced from 2 exons. The coding region runs from base 531 to 1019 and encodes 162 amino acids. NCBI's taxonomy places the organism in Eukaryota, Metazoa, Arthropoda, Copepoda, Harpacticoida, Harpacticidae. Gene Ontology annotation, molecular function: calcium ion binding. The record is from RefSeq and is a predicted model, not a curated record.